Messenger RNA from Nicotiana tabacum (common tobacco), 678 nucleotides. Lineage: Eukaryota; Viridiplantae; Streptophyta; Magnoliopsida; Solanales; Solanaceae. The record is from RefSeq and is a predicted model, not a curated record.
AUGGACACAAAUGUACUUUUUGGUGGAAAAGUUGUUGUGUUUGGAAGAGAUUUUAGACAAACUCUUCAUGUGGUUCGAAGUGGAAAAAAGGAAGACUUCAUUCGUGAAAGCAUAUUAAACUCCGAAAUAUGGAAUGAGCUUGAAAAACUUCGAUUAUCAGAGAAUAUACGUGCGAAAACGGAUCCCUCUUUCUGUGAAUAUUUGAUGCGGAUUGCAAAUGGAAAAGAAAAGACAAACAUGGAUGGUAAAAUAGAAAUUUUGAGGUCUUUCAUUGUUCCUUAUAUUACUGAAAAAGAAUCGUUGGAUCUUUUAUUCAACAUAAUAUGUCCUGAUUUGCAUACAUCUUUUCACGAUUCUUCUUUUUUAACUUCUCGUGUUAUUUUGACGACAAAAAAUGACUUUGUUGAUGAAAUAAAUGAUAGACUUAUAGUUCAAUUUCGGAAAGACGCCAAGACAUUUAUUGCAAUGGAUGAAACUGUUGAACCAAAUGAUCAAAGCCAGUUUGAGGAUUUUCUACAUUCAUUAAACCCUACUGCAUGGGAGCAGAUUCCCCAAAAAAUCCCACCCUGCCCGACAUCGUCACGAGUAAGCCCCCUUCGCGAAGGUCCUCUCGCGAACGCGAAGAGUAAUCUGANUGGUCGUUCCUUCAGCGCGAACGCGAAGGCCAGAGGGGAGUGA